ACCUUUUUCUAAUUAUUUUUUAGAUUUAAAAUUCUAAUUUCGAUAUGUUGACAUAUAAGGAAAUUAGAUCCCCCAUUAUUAGGGACUAUUCAAACUAAUUACCGUAAUUUGUGUGAUAAAUAUUCUUCACAAUAGAUUUUCAUCGAAAAAAACAAAACAAAACAUGGGUUUCUUCACCAGUGUGUUGGGGAUCAUCGGUUUUGUAAUCGGAAUCCCUAUCGGACUCAUCCUUGGUUUCUUCGUCUUGGUUUAUUCUCAGCCUACACAUCAAGAGUAUCCACCUGCGAGGCCACUAGUUGAAACUAGCAUCAGUGUUCUUCUUGAUCUUUUACCAGAGAUUCCAUUGUGGAUGAAGAAUCCAGAUUAUGAAAGAGUGGACUGGUUUAACAAAUUUAUUUCCUACAUGUGGCCUUACCUCGAUAACGCUGUUUGCGGUAUCAUCCGGAAUUCUGCACAACCUAUAUUUGCAGAUUAUAUUGGGACCUUCUGUAUAGAAUCCAUUGAGUUCGAAAAUUUGAGUCUUGGACCGCUUCCACCGACAGUUCACGGUGUUAAGUUCUAUGAGACCAAUGAGAAGGAGCUUCUGUUUGAACCAUCAAUAAAAUGGGCAGGCAAUCCCAACAUUGUUUUGGUGCUAAAGGUUCUCUCUUUACGAAUUAGAGUUCAGCUCGUAGAUCUCCAGUUUUUUGCGAUAGUGCGUGUAGCUCUGAAGCCUCUUCUGCCGACCUUCCCUUGUUUCGGAAUGGUUGUAGUUUCAUUAAUGGAAAAGCCACAUGUUGAUUUUGGAUUGAAAGUGCUUGGUGGAGAUCUCAUGUCUAUACCGGGUCUCUACAGAUAUGUUCAGGAAACUAUAAAAAGGCAAGUUUCAAGUAUGUAUCAUUGGCCACAAGUGCUUGAGAUACCUAUUCUUGAUGCUUCAACAGCGUCUGUAAAGAAGCCUGUUGGAUUACUACAUGUGAACAUUAUUCGAGCUCGUAAUCUCCUCAAGAAGGAUUUGCUGGGAACAUCUGACCCUUAUGUCAAGCUUAGCUUAACCGGAGAAAAGCUUCCAGCAAAGAAAACCACCAUAAAGAAGAGGAACUUAAACCCGGAAUGGAACGAACACUUUAAGCUCAUCGUGAAGGACCCAAACUCACAAGUCCUUCAAUUAGAAGUCUUUGACUGGGACAAGGUCGGUGGGCACGACAGAUUGGGAAUGCAGAUGAUCCCCUUGCAAAAGAUUAACCCGGGUGAGAAGAAGGCGUUUAAUCUUGAUCUGAUCAAGAACUCAAAUGUUGUGAUGGAUUCUGGGGACAAGAAAAAAAGAGGAAGACUAGAGUUGGAUCUCAGGUAUGUGCCAUUCAGAGAAGAAAGCCUUAAGAGUAGAAAUAAAAGUCAGGAUGAGUACCAGAGAAAAGAAAGCAGAGAGGAGAAAUCAUCAGAGGACGACGAUUUUCUCAGCCAAGCCGGUCUACUCUCGGUUGCAGUCCAAUCUGCAAAAGAUGUCGAGGGCAAGAAGAAACACUCGAACCCUUAUGCUGUUGUUCUCUUCAGAGGAGAAAAGAAGAAAACAAAGAUGCUGAGGAAAACACGAGACCCUCGAUGGAACGAGGAAUUCCAGUUUACAGUAGAGGAGCCUCCAGUGAAAGAGAGUAUACGCGUUGAGGUCAUGAGUAAAGGAACUGGCUUUCACUUUCGAUCCAAGGAGGAACUAGGACAUGUAGACAUAAAUCUGGACGAUGUUGUUGACAAUGGAAGGAUCAACCAGAAAUACCACCUUAUCAAUUCCAGAAACGGCAUAAUUCACAUUGAGAUCCACAGGAAAAAGCAGAAAAGAGACUUAAGGGGUUUGGAGAUUCUUGAGAUCUUCUUCCCCUUUGGCGUACCAAGCUGGUAUGAUCUCAGGAAGAUAACAGCUGCUGCAAUUGAUAUGGGACUCCUCCUGCAGAAGUUUACAGCGAGUGUAAUGCAUAAACCUCACCGCGGUAGAUUCAGAAAAUAAGAACAAUAGGGUUCAAAGAGACAGACAUAGUUAUGAUCUACUCACCUAAUAUCAAACUCCUCUGACUUGAGCACAGAUUCUUGAGCUGCUUUCACGGUUUGGUUGUACUUGCUCAUGCCAAGAGUGGAGCAAAACCGCUCUGAACAGUUGGAAUCAAUGUCACUUGAUUAA
Messenger RNA from Arabidopsis arenosa, 2152 nucleotides. The record is from the annotation of a GenBank genome assembly. Lineage: Eukaryota; Viridiplantae; Streptophyta; Magnoliopsida; Brassicales; Brassicaceae.